Messenger RNA from Oryza sativa Japonica Group (Japanese rice), 3803 nucleotides. RefSeq names its product probable LRR receptor-like serine/threonine-protein kinase At3g47570. Gene Ontology annotation, biological process: protein phosphorylation. The record is from RefSeq and is a predicted model, not a curated record. Gene Ontology annotation, molecular function: protein kinase activity; protein binding; ATP binding. Lineage: Eukaryota; Viridiplantae; Streptophyta; Magnoliopsida; Poales; Poaceae.
UUCAGUUCGUUUGACUUGGUUUCUGGCCGCGACGUCUGCUUUCUCUCGCGUAGCAAGUGGUCAACAGAACAGUAGGUUCCUCGUUUGACUAUCCUAUGUAAUCCAAUAUUCCCUCCAAUGCAUUGCUACACUCAUUCGGUCAUUCACUAUACUUUGUGUACGGAUUUUUAUGUGACCAGUUGUUCCAUCACGGCAAGGGUACAUGCCAGCCGAACACCUUAGCUAAGUUUGGAAUAUCGUGGCACACUCCCGCCCAUGCAAACCUAGUACAAAUAAAGCCCCAACUUCACACAACAAAUUUGCAUACUGAAGAAGAUAAAAAAAAAAGUUCGAUAGAUUCAUCGCUCAUACUAGCAAGCAUGGCAAUGCCAGUUGGAGUUGCACCGGUGUUGUUACUGUUGCUUUUGCCAUUGGCGGCGGCGACGGCGGCGGCGGAGAGUGACGACAGGGACGCGCUGAUGGCGUUCAAGGCCGGCGUGACGUCGGACCCGACCGGCGUGCUCCGGUCGUGGAACGAGACGGUGCACUUCUGCCGGUGGCCGGGGGUGAACUGCACGGCGGGGCGCGUCACGUCGCUGGACGUGUCCAUGGGCCGCCUCGCCGGCGAGCUCUCGCCGGCCGUCGCCAACCUCACGCGGCUCGUGGUGCUCAACCUCACCUCCAACGCCUUCUCCGGGAGCAUCCCCGGCGGCCUCGGCCGGCUCCGGCGGAUGCGGUACCUCAGCCUCUGCGACAACGCGUUCGCCGGCGAGAUACCCGACGCGCUCCGCAACUGCACCGCCCUCGCCGUCGCGUACCUCAACAACAACAACCUCGUCGGCGGCGUCCCACGGUGGCUCGGCGCGCUGCCCAACCUCGCCGUGCUCCGGCUCAGCCACAACUCGCUCUCCGGCCGCAUCCCGCCGUCGCUGGCGAACCUGACGAAGAUCUUUCGGCUCGAGCUCGACCAGAACCUUCUGGAAGGUUCCAUCCCCGACGGCUUGUCGCGCCUCCCGGCGCUCGGCAUGUUAGCCUUGUCGCAGAACAGCCUCGCCGGAGAGAUCCCGGUGGGGUUCUUCAACAUGACGUCGCUGCGUGGCCUCGCGCUCGCCGACAACGCGUUCCGCGGCGAGCUCCCGGGCGACGCGGGCGCGCGCACGCCGAACCUCCAGUACCUCUUCCUCGGCGGCAACCUCCUCGCCGGCCCGAUCUCGGCGUCGCUGUCGAACGCCACGGCGCUGGUGGCUCUCAGCCUCGCGAACAACAGCUUCGCCGGGCAGGUGCCCGGCGAGAUCGGCACGCUCUGCCCGCUGUCGCUGGAGCUGUCGAACAACCAGCUCACGGCGACCGACGACGCCGGCGGCGGCUGGGAGUUCAUGGACAACCUGACCAACUGCAGCGCCUUGGCCGAGAUACUCCUCGACGGCAACAAGUUCGCCGGCGUGAUGCCGCCCUCCGUCGUCCGCCUCUCGCCGCAGCUCGAGGCGCUGAACCUUGCCGGCAACCGCAUAUCCGGCGUAAUACCGCCGGAGAUCGAGAGCCUCGUCGGGCUGCAAACGUUGUGCCUCCAGUCCAAUCUCUUCUCCGGCGAGAUCCCGGAAGCGAUCGGCAAGCUCAAGAACCUUCGAGAGCUGCUGCUAGAGCAGAACGAACUGGCCGGGCCGGUGCCAUCCGCCAUUGGCGACCUCACGCAGCUGCUCAAGCUCGACCUGAGCGGCAACUCGCUGAACGGAUCGAUUCCUCCCAGCCUUGGCAAUCUGCAUCAGCUGACACUGCUUAACCUCUCCGGCAACGAGCUCACCGGCCAUGUCCCGAGUGAGCUGUUCACCCUCUCGUCGCUGUCGCUGCUGAUGGACUUGUCGGACAACCAGCUGGACGGCCCGAUCCCUCCCGACGUCGGCCAGCUCACGAAGCUCGCGUUCAUGGCGUUGUCGGGGAACCGCUUCUCCGGCGAGGUGCCGACCGAGCUGGAGAGCUGCCAGAGCUUGGAGUUCCUUGAUUUGGCCCGCAACGUGUUCGUCGGAAGCAUCCCGCCAUCUCUGAGUGGGCUGAAAGGGCUCAGGAGGCUGAACCUGACGGGCAACAGGUUGUCCGGGAGCAUUCCGCCGGAGCUCGGCGGGAUGCCGGGACUGCAAGAGCUGUACCUCUCGCGGAACGACCUGUCCGGCGGCAUACCGGCGAGCCUCGAGACCAUGAGCUCGCUGAUGGAGCUCGACGUGUCCUACAACCGUCUCGCCGGCCAGGUUCCAGUCCACGGCGUGUUCGCGAACACGACCGGGCUGAGGAUUGCCGGGAACACCGCGCUCUGCGGCGGCGCGGCGCGGCUACGGUUGCCGCCAUGUCCGGCGCCGGGCAACUCCACACGACGAGCUCAUCUCUUCCUCAAGAUCGCUCUGCCUGUCGUCGCGGCGGCCCUUUGCUUCGCCGUGAUGUUCGCCUUGCUCCGGUGGCGCCGCAAGAUCAGGAGUUCGAGAACCGGAAACGCCGCCGCUCGCAGCGUGCUCAACGGCAACUACUACCCGAGGGUCACGUACGCCGAGCUCGCGAAAGCCACCGACGACUUCGCCGACGCCAACCUCGUCGGCGCCGGGAAGUACGGGUCGGUGUACAGGGGGACCCUGUCACUGAAGACGAAGGGGGAGUUCGCGCGCGAGGACGCCGUGGUGGCCGUGAAGGUGCUCGACCUCCGGCAAGUCGGAGCUUCCAAGACGUUCAUGGCGGAAUGCGAGGCGCUGCGCAGCGUCAAGCACCGGAACCUGAUCAACAUCGUCACCUGCUGCUCCAGCAUCGACAUGGAGGGCAACGAGUUCAGAGCUCUGGUGUUCGACUUCAUGCCCAACUACAGCCUCGAUAGGUGGCUGCAUCGUGCGAAGCAUACGGAGACCGGGAAAUGGUGCGGCGGUGCCGGCGGCCUGGGCGUGAUCCAGAGGCUCGACGUCGCCGUCGACAUCGCCGACGCGCUCAACUACCUCCACAACAGCUGCAACCCUCCGAUCAUCCACUGCGAUCUCAAGCCGAGCAACGUUCUCCUCGGCGAGGACAUGACGGCCUGCAUCGGCGACUUCGGCCUCGCCAAGCUCCUUCUUGAUCCGGCCAGCCAUGGCGCCGCGGCGGCGAACACCGAGAGCACCAUCGGCAUACGCGGCACGAUUGGGUACGUCGCGCCGGAGUACGGCACGACGGGGAUGGUCACGGCCUCCGGCGACGUGUACAGCUUCGGGAUAACCCUCCUCGAGAUCUUCUCCGGGAAGGCGCCGACGGACGGCGAGCUCCGCGACGGCCUGACGCUGCCGGAGUUCGUCGCCGGCGCGUUCCCGGACAACAUCGAGGAGAUCCUCGACGUGGCCCUGCUGCUGCAGGCCGAGGAGCUCGACGGAGCAGCGUCGUCGACGACGUCGGAGGAGGAGAGCGAGGCGCGCGUCACGGUGCGCGAUUGCUUGGCAUCCGCCAUUAGGGUCGGGCUCAGCUGCUCCCGGCGAGCUCCCUACGAGAGGAUGGCCAUGAGCGUCGCCGCCGACGAGAUGCGCCUCAUCAGAGACGCUUGCCUUCGUGCUUGUGGUAAAUAAGUAGGACAGUAUACUGAUUAUUUGUAGAACUUUGACAGCCGAAUUAGUCGAUGGAUAAUUAUUACUACGUCAUCGGCAUCGAAUUCUAUCACUAUUCGAGGCUUCGAGCAAGCUGUUGUGGAGUAAAAAAAAUGAAAAUGUAAAAUCCAUGGAAUUCAGGAGCUCUGAUCUCUUGAUUUAUCUAGUGUACUGUACUGACAGAAAAUGGAUGUACUCUGCAUAUUCAGAUUUCAGAAUAGAUUGUUCUGUUUAUGUCCA